AUGAUCCACUCCAGAAUCCUUCAAAAGGAAGCAGACUCCCCGGAAUUUGACAAUCAAUUCAAUUAUCGAUCACUCAUUGGGAAAAUAGCCUACCUGGAGAAAGGGACAAGACCGGAACUUGCAUACGCAUGUCACCAGUGCAGCAGAUUUUCGUCAGCACCAAGGAAAGCGCAUGGUGAAGCAAUCAAACGAAUUGGACGUUACCUUUUAGGCACGGCAGAUAAGGGAAUGUUCAUCGAACCGGACUUGAGAAAAUCAUUUGAGGUGUAUGUUGACGCAGAUUUUUGUGGGAACUGGAACGAACGCUAUGGACAUGAUCCAGACACGGCACGCUCGCGUCAUGGCUACGUCAUCACGUACGCCGGUGUUCCAAUAAUUCACAAAAGUCAAUUACAAACCGAAAUCGCUUUGAGCUCUACCGAAAGCGAAUACACUGGUCUCAGUUAUGCAUUGCGUGAGGCGAUUCCCCUCAUGAACCUACUCAAGGAAAUGAAACGGCAUGGAAUCCCUGUCCUAGAUCAUCGCCCAAAAGUCCAUUGCAGAGUCUUUGAAGACAAUACUGGAGCAUUGGAAAUGGCAAGAGUCCACAAGUGGAGACCCAGGACAAAACACCUCUGCACGAAACUGCACCACUUUAGGUCAUAUGUAACAAGGAAGGAGAUUACCAUUCAUCCUAUUGAUACUGAGGAUCAACCAGCUGAUAUACUGACAAAACCGCUGGCUGUCGAACUCUUUAUCAAACAUAGGAAAUGGUUAAUUGGCUGGUAA
This is a messenger RNA of Cylindrotheca closterium, 768 nucleotides long. The record is from the annotation of a GenBank genome assembly. Lineage: Eukaryota; Bacillariophyta; Bacillariophyceae; Bacillariales; Bacillariaceae.